Messenger RNA from Asparagus officinalis (garden asparagus), 349 nucleotides. Its product is annotated as protein RADIALIS-like 3. NCBI's taxonomy places the organism in Eukaryota, Viridiplantae, Streptophyta, Magnoliopsida, Asparagales, Asparagaceae. Bases 25 to 237 code for a protein of 70 amino acids. The record is from RefSeq and is a predicted model, not a curated record. The transcript has a single exon. Gene Ontology annotation, molecular function: DNA-binding transcription factor activity.
GCUGCAACACUCUCUUCUUCAUAAAUGGCAUCAACUUCGCAGUGGACAUCAAAGCAAAACAAGAUUUUUGAGAAGGCUCUCGCAGUGUAUGACAAGGACACCCCCAGCCGCUGGGAGAAUGUGGCUCGUGCUGUAGGAGGAAAGACCGCUGAAGAGGUGAAGAGGCAUUAUCAAGUUCUUGAGGAGGAUAUCAAGCAGAUUGAGUCCGGUCGUAUUCCCUUCCCUAACUACAGAUGAAGUAGCAUGUCAUUUUCGUUGUACUUCCUUAUGUUUCUUGAAGUUCUUUAUUCAGUUCUCUGUUAUAGUUAUAUUAGUAUUGAAUAGAAAUCCAAAUCCUUUCUGUUAAUCA